AUGGGUAAUUGUAUGAGUAGUGGCUCCAAAACUUUAACAUCAGAAAAAGAAACUCACCAGACCACAAAACGUACAACUCAAACGAUCCAACGAAACGAUAACAAUGCAACAAUAAAGAAACCAACUCCCGUAAAGGUUUCCAAGCCAUCAUAUCAACAAUCCAAGGGCCACAAGCUAAGUGAUAACUCUUCAAGUGAACCGGAUAGCUCAAUCCAAAUCCUAAGCCCAAAGGAAGCUGCUGCUAAAGCUGCUGAACAACGAAUGAUUGAAAAGGCCAAAUCACAGGGGAAACUAGGAAAUAAAUUAGAACAAGAGAGAAAGAAGAGUGCAAGAACUCAUCUUGCUGAUGAAAGUGAACGUGUAAUUCAAAUGAAGAAAGCUAGUGAACUAGUUUAUGAUUGA
This is a messenger RNA of Hansenula anomala, 402 nucleotides long. RefSeq lists its product as uncharacterized. The transcript has a single exon. NCBI's taxonomy places the organism in Eukaryota, Fungi, Ascomycota, Saccharomycetes, Phaffomycetales, Wickerhamomycetaceae. The coding region runs from base 1 to 402 and encodes 133 amino acids. The record is from RefSeq and is a predicted model, not a curated record.